AUGUGCGAUAACGCGAGAAACUUUGUCGGUGCCAAGCGAGAGCUGGACGAGCUUCGUACGCUGUUUCUCAGUCAGCAGUUUCAAGAACAGGCGAUUAAGGUGGCAUCUGACGACAAAAUCGUAUUUAAGUUUAUACCAGCUCGAUCACCGAACUUUGGCGGAUUGUGGGAGGCAGCUGUGAAGUCGUUUAAAACAUUGUUCAAGAGGAGUAUCGGAACCAGAAUUUUGCUGCAUGACGAAAUGCAGACUGUCUUAUUGCAAAUCGAAGCAAUUUUGAACUCGCGUCCAUUGACACCAAUAAGCAACGAUCCUGCCGAUUUUGAAGCGUUAACUCCGGGACAUUUUUUGAUUCAUCGGCCUCUAACAGCAAUUCCUGAGCCAAAUCUGGACAACGUUCCAGAGAAUCGUUUAGCAGUAUGGCAACGGACUCAACAGUUUACUCAGCGGUUAUGGAAGAGGUGGUCAGAACAAUACUUGUCUGAUUUACAGAACCGAACUAGGUGGAUGCGACAGAGAGAGAAUCUAACCGUUGGCAGCAUGGUUGUCUUGAAAGACGAAAAUCUACCUCCGCUCAAGUGGCAGUUGGGACGUGUAGCAGAACUUCACCCAGGGUCUGAUGGAAACAUUCGUGUCAUCACAGUAAGAACAAAGGAUGGUAGCUAUCGUAGAGGAAUUUCAAAAAUCUGCGUGCUUCCUAUUCGAGACAACUCCAAGUUAUCACCCGAAGAGACUUGA
This is a messenger RNA of Malaya genurostris, 735 nucleotides long. RefSeq lists its product as uncharacterized. Gene Ontology annotation, molecular function: nucleic acid binding. Bases 1 to 735 code for a protein of 244 amino acids. The transcript has a single exon. NCBI's taxonomy places the organism in Eukaryota, Metazoa, Arthropoda, Insecta, Diptera, Culicidae. The record is from RefSeq and is a predicted model, not a curated record.